AUGCUUUCAAACGAUAAUAUUAUUUUUAAAAUAUAUUUCAAUAUGAUUAUCAUUGAAGGAAUUGGUUGUGAAUGAGAUCGAGCAAAGGAAUUGGAAGGGAAUACUCAUCUCGCUAUUGGUAAUCGUUAGCAUUUGUUCGCUAAUACUUUUAUCAAUAUUCAUAUUAAGUCCGCAUUUUGGGAUCAAUGAGACGGAAAGACUAAAAUUGGAUGAUUUUCUGGCCAAAGGCUAUAAGAAGAAAGGCUAUAACGGGACGUGGAUUUCAGAGCGAGAGAUAUUAUUUAUCGAUAACAACGACUCAUUCAUUAUCUAUAAUAUCGACACCAAAUAUAAGAGCGUAUUAGUCGAUGGCAUUAAUUUGCGAACGAAUAACAUUAGUAUCAAAAAGUUUAGCGUUUCGGCGGACAGAAGGUAUCUCUUAUUGUCCAAUGAUGUGAUCCAAACGGGAAGUCAUUCAUUCAUUGCUAAAUACACUAUAUAUGACACCAACACUAACAUAUGGGUGCCUCUCGUUAUGCCCGACCAAACCGAUUAUCUACAACACGCCGGUUGGGCUCCCAAUGCCAAUCAACUCAUCGUAAUCCAUAAGAAUAACAUUUACUUCUACUUCCGAGUUGGAGACCAACCAAUACAACUCACCACAAAUGGUAGGGAAGGCUUUAUAUACAAUGGCAUUCCCGAUCUCAUGUAUGAGGGUAUGUAUACUUUCAACACAUUUUACAAUAUAAUUGCUUAAAAUAUUUAACCUCUCUCUCUCUCUCUCUCUCUCUCUCUCUCCCCUCUCUCCUCAGAACACAUACUUGAGAGUCAUUUGGCCUAUUGGUGGAUAAAUGACGGCUCCCGUCUCUGUUACGCCUCAUUUGACAAUACAUUAGUAGAUCAGAUGCCAUACAUUAUAUACGGCGCGACCAACUCUACGGGUCAGUCCAAACCGCUGGGAGUGGGCGCUGACAACGACUACCCAAAAGUCUAUACCUAUCCGUAUUCAAAACCCGGUCGCGAGAUAUCAAAAGUGACGCUAACUAUCAUCGAUAUAAGUGCUCCCAAUUAUGUGAGUCAUACGCGACCGCAGAUCAUACCGCCCGACGAAAUACGCGGUUGGGAUCACUACAUAACCGCACCACUCGUUUGGAUCAGUAGAUCCAGUGUCGCCGUGAUUUGGUCGCGAAGAUCGCAGAACCACACCGUCAUCAGUGUCUGCAAAGAGGAGAACAAUUGGAUGUGCAAUAAGUUAGUGGACGAACAGUUGAGUAGUACCAGCGGUUGGCUUAUGGUUAAUGAGGGACCCAUUCUGUCCGACGACAAGAAACACAUGUUUAUGCGCCUACCGGUGGCCGACGGCAUAUUCGGCACUUACGAUCACAUCGCUAUGAUAUACACAGAAAGUGGCAAAAAAUAUUUCCUAACUCAUGGCCAAUGGGUUGUCACCAAACUAUUUGCUUAUCGAUCAGAUUUACACACUUUAUACUUUGCGGCGACGGUGUAUAAUGAGCCGGGAAUUAGUCCAAACGGUCGCUAUUAUAUAUCCGAGUGUCUGGGACCGGAUAUUCCGACCACAUAUCUGCUAACAGUUGAUGACAACAAAUUCAUCGAAACGCUUGAUAUAAACGAAGAAUUGAGGAAAACAUUUGCGAAGACAUCGUUGCCUAAAAUCAAAUACUUGACAAUCCGUAGCGAUAAGGGAUCCGAUAUAAGGAUUGAACUCAUUUUACCACAACUUCUCAUCGAAGACGAAGACACCAAAUAUCCAGCUGUUAUUGAACUCAAUAACCGUCCGGACGUCCAAUCGGUAAAUUAUGAGCACCGACUCGAUUGGUCGAGAUAUUUGACGAGCAAAAAGGAUUACAUAACCAUUCAUAUCGACGUGAAGGGCACUGGAUAUCAGGGGAAUCGGCAUAUGUUUGAAGUGAUCGGCGAAUUGGGCAAAGAGGAGGUCCAAGACUUGAAAUACGCGAUCACUUAUUUGAAAAAAUCGCUGCCGUAUAUCGAUAAGGACAAGAUCGUGGUCUGGGGCCGCGAUUACGGCGGCUUUUUAACAGUAUCUCUAUUGGCCACCGAAGAGAUCGUCACGUGUGCCAUCGCUGUCACCCCAAUCGCCAAUUGGAAAAAUUAC
Messenger RNA from Medioppia subpectinata, 2113 nucleotides. Lineage: Eukaryota; Metazoa; Arthropoda; Arachnida; Sarcoptiformes; Oppiidae. The record is from the annotation of a GenBank genome assembly.